Molecule: messenger RNA, 1389 nt
Organism: Parnassius mnemosyne (clouded apollo)
Lineage: Eukaryota; Metazoa; Arthropoda; Insecta; Lepidoptera; Papilionidae
Source: the annotation of a GenBank genome assembly
AUGCUUCAAGAAAUCUUGAUUCACACUAAUUCGAAAAUUCGGCAAAGACAGCGUGAUAAUGCGAAUGCUGCAGAUAAUGCGAAUUGCAAAGCUCCUUCUUACAUGCAAGAAACCACUAUUUGUGAGUUGAAAGCAUUUAUUGGCUUACUGUACUUAGCUGGCGUCACCAAAUCUAAUCGACAAUGUUUGAAAGAUCUUUGGCGAACUGAUGGAACUGGUGUUGAUAUAUUUCGUACCACCAUGUCACUGCAGAGAUUCCAGUUUCUUCAAAAUGCUGUACGUUUUGACGACAAAUCGACGAGAGAGGAGCGUAAACAAACUGAUAAUAUGGCAGCCUUUAGAAGCAUUUUUGACCAGUUUGUUCAAUGCUGCCAGAAUGCGUACUCUCCAAGUGAGUUUCUGACUAUUGACGAGAUGUUACUGGCAUUUAGAGGUCGAUGCUUGUUCCGCGUCUACAUUCCAAACAAGCCAGCUAAAUACGGGCUAAAAAUUUUAGCUCUGGUCGAUGCAAAAAACUUCUAUGUUUUGAAUUUGGAAGUUUACUCAGGCAAACAACCGCCGGGACCAUAUGCAGUCAGUAAUAAACCGUUUGAAGUAGUGGAGAGACUCAUUCAACCAGUUUCACGAUCACACCGCAACUUAACAUUUGAUAACUGGUUCACUGGAUAUGAGCUAAUGCUGCAUCUACUAAACGAGCAUCGACUUACGUCGGUUGGAACUGUACGGAAGAAUAAGAGACAGAUUCCUGAAUCUUUUAUUAGAACUGACAGACAACCAAACAGUUCACUGUUUGGGUUUCAAAAAGAUAUUACACUUGUUUCCUAUGCGCCAAAGAAGAACAAGGUGGUUAUUGUUAUGUCCACUAUGCACCAUGACAAUUCAAUAGAUGUAUCUACAGGCGAGAAACAAAAGCCUGAAAUGAUAACAUUUUAUAACUCGACCAAAGCUGGCGUUGACGUGGUUGAUGAAUUAAGUUCCAGUUAUAAUGUUAGUCGCAACAGUAAACGGUGGCCUAUGACUUUAUUCUAUGGUGUAUUGAACAUGGCAGCUAUCAAUGCUUGCAUUAUAUACCGAGCAAACAAAAACGUCACAAUCAAGAGAACGGAAUUCAUUCGUAAUUUGGGCUUAUCAAUGAUUUACGAACACCUACAUUCAAGAAAAUCAAAAAAGCAUAUUCCAAACUACAUCCGCCAGCGAAUCUUAAAACAGCUCGGUGAGCCCUCACCUAGACAUGUGAAUAUACCCGGACGAUAUGUCAGAUGUCAGGAUUGUCCAUACAAGAAGGAUAGAAAAACCAAAUAUUCCUGCAAUGCUUGUGCCAAGCCCAUAUGUAUGGAGCACGCAAAAUUUAUUUGCGAAAAUUGUGCUGAUCUCGACAGUAGUGGUUAA